UCUGUUUUCACGCUCUUCGCGUUCCCCGUCCGCGACAGUGCUCACUGGCGAAGGGAGGAGAAUGGGUAACUUGUCCACCUACAGACAGUGGAGCUAAUUAACCUUCAAUAUCUUAAUAAACUCUUAUUACAGUAGGUCGCAGUACUGCAGCGGGACGGUUGAGGCGUACCAGGCGUACCAGUUGCACGUGUGGACUUGCUGGACUGUUGGUGAACUGCGGCAGACUCUUGAGUUUAAUGGGGACUUAAAUUGUGAUGGGACAUGUGUCUAUGUGUUAAGUGUAAUACAGAUACUGUUGUUCUGUCAAGUGUGUUUGUAUACCAACCUGAAGAAAUGUGAGCUGGAAUUCGUAACUAGCUUCAAAACUCUCCAUUACGCUGUUAUAAGAUGAUAGCCAAUCAACUGGCAGCACUUUCUCCGUGAGCCCAGCUGGUUAUGACGUCAAACCCAGAAGAGAAACAGUGGGUCCAGUCGCCGCCCUACAUUCUUAUCCUAAGUCCCUGGUUCUUCUGUCACCACCCUCUGUCAACCCUGUCUUCCCUCUUCCUGACUCUAGUUCUUGUCCUGAGUGUUGUAACUGCGUCCCAACUUGUGGAAACAGGGGACACCUUCCUCAGAAACACUGCUCUCCCUUACCCCUACUUGUACACUACAGGAAGAAACAUGCCCUCAGAGUCAUCCUCUAAAGCACAACAAAGAAAUCUCAAAGAGACGUUAAGGAGAACGUUGCUUUCAGAGUCUAGCCCUAUUUUGCACUCUUCUUCGCCUUAUUUACUCAACAAAGGAAAUACAGUGCCGUUUGAAAAUAUCAAUACUCAGAAACAGGUUAGCAGUAUGGCUGCAGAAGUAGCGUCAAUCACAAAACCUUCUGUUCAUCAGACACAGUUAACAUCAUCGGACAUUUCGGAGGUCUUCGAAGGAACUAAAUAUUUCACACAUGAUUUUAAUUUUAAAAAAGAUAUAAAUUACUCAGAAAUGCAAGAUAAAGCCACUGUUAUUUCAGUUCCUGCCGAAAAUGAUGUUCCCAAACUUUUAAACAAUCAUAUGUCUUCAUUACCUUCUAAAAAUAUCUUCAAACCAGGUUAUGUUUCAUCACAAAUGUUUCCGUCGGAAGUAACCGUGACUCCGUCACAUACUUCUUUGUUUUUAGAGUCUUCAAUAGAUUUCAGUUCAGCACCGUAUCCUCGUGAAGUACAGAGUUCAGAAUUUCUACAUGAAAAUCCCUCUCCUUCGCCAGAAGAAGUUUUGUGUAAAAAGUUGGAGGAAGACACUAUUGAAGCAGCUGGCAGUAACACAGAUCUGAAUUCAAUAAACUCUUCAAAUUUGUCAUUGUCACUUGCGUCAUAUGCGUCUUCAGAUAUGACAUCACUUACCGAAACUGAAUCCGAGGGACGGUUUGAAUAUUCCACAUCUUCGGUAUCUGUUCACAUUUCACAAUUAUCUGAGAAUGAAAGAAGAAACUCCUCAAAAACAAACGCAGUAUCUAAGAGUCUCUUUUUGGCCAAUAUCUCGUUAUUAUCGGAGCCAACGAAGAAUUUACAGAGCCCAUCUUCCGAAAAAACUUCAUUCGAUUCUGUAAAUAUGUCCGAAUCAGCUCGCUGGAGUUCGGCGCCUUUCAAGAACCAAAUAUAUCGGACAAACAUACACAAAAACUCUUCUGUCAGUACCCCACGGACAUUGACUCAAAUGAAAUCAUUAUCUCUUGUGAGUACUGAUAAAAUGAUUACGUCCAAAAUUUCAUCUUCGUUAACACAACGGUCAGUAUCUCAAGGGAAUGAUUCCUCAGACCAUCUGGAGCGAAUUACUGUGCUGGGAUUAUUUGAGAUGACGACACGGACCGGAGAGAGAGCGGAGGGCCACAGCGAGCUGGCAGCUGCUCGUCUUGCUGUCAGCCACAUCAACGAGAGACGCCUUCUUCCUGGCUACCAACUGGAACUGAUCACAAACGACACCAAGUGCGACCCCGGUGUGGGAGUGGACGCUUUCUUCCACGCUCUAUAUACCCAGAAGUCAACGCGCAUGAUCAUGCUCCUGGGGACCGCUUGUUCUGAAGUCACAGAGAGUCUGGCCAAAAUGACGCCAUACUGGAAUAUAGUGCAGGUGUCUUUCGGUUCGACGUCGCCAGUGCUGAGUGAUCGUCAGGAGUUUCCCCUGUUCUAUCGCACGGUGGCACCAGAUUCGUCACAUAACCCAGCUCGGCUGGCCUUUGUCAGGGGUUUCGGUUGGGACACUGUCACCGCACUUAGUCAGAAUGAGGACGUCUAUUCUCUGGCAGUAAAUGACCUUGUCACAGAGUUGGAGCGAGCCAACAUAACCUGUAGAGCCACCAUCACAUUUGCAGAAUCAGACUUCAAGGAUCAGCUUCGCAUGCUGCGAGAUCUUGACACGAGGAUUAUUAUUGGAAGUUUUUCUCAUGAAGUGGCACCAAAAAUCUUCUGUGAGGCUCACCAUCUAGGCAUGUAUGGAUCAGAUUAUGCUUGGAUCCUGCAGGGUGGACCCAGUGAUAUAUGGUGGGAGAAUGUAACAGAAUGUCCACAGCACCAUCUGGCAGCAGCUGUUGAAGGGUUGCUCCUUGUCUCCAGUCACAACAGCAUCGUGGGAGCCAUGCCUUCCUAUUCUGGCCUGACCAACGCACGGUUUCUGGAAGAGUUUGAGCUUCUUUCUCUACCCGUGACACGCUAUGCACCACAGACUUAUGAUGCAGUGUGGGCAAUGGCGUUAGCUAUGAGUGGAGCACAACAAAAUUGGAAGAAAACUGGACUUCCCAUCUUAUUGCAUCAGUUUGACUAUAGUCGUAGAGACAUGACAGCAGAGUUCCUUUCACAGCUCCAGCAACUGGAAUUCCUUGGAGUCUCAGGACCUGUGUCAUUCAGUGAGGCUGAUCGUGUUGGAAUCUCUGCCUUCUAUCAAGUCCAAGGUGGUGAAGUAUCAAAAGUCGCCCUCUUUCACCCAUCCUCUGACCACAUGGACUACACAUGCCCUGACUGCAGACCCUUGGUAUGGCAAGGGGGUCAGGUGCCCAUUGACAAGCGGGUAUGCAAACUACGGGUGGUCACCAUUGAGCCUGCAGCCUUUCUCAGCAUUACCUGUCUGGCGCUCAUCGGUAUCACUCUAGCAUUUGCCUUUUUGGCAUUCAAUCUGCACUUCCGCAAGCUCAAAUACAUCAAACUGUCAUCUCCACGGCUGAACAACAUUGCUGUGGUGGGCUGCAUUCUAGUGUACACAGCUGUCAUUCUUCUUGGUCUGGACCAUGCCACUCUACCAACAAACACACAUUUCUCAGCUGUUUGCACAGCAAGGGUAUACCUUCUCUCAGCUGGCUUCUCUCUGGCAUUUGGCUCCAUGUUCACCAAGACUUACAGAGUGCAUCGCAUCUUCACACGAAGCCACAGUGGAGUUGUUAAGAACAAGCUUCUUCAAGACACACAGCUGAUAUCAUUGAUCUGUGUUCUACUCUUAAUUGAUGGCUUGAUUGUUACACUUUGGGUGAUUAUCGAUCCAAUCCAGCGCCACUUACGGAACCUAACACUGGAAAUCAGCGCCUCUGAUCGCAGUGUUGUCUACCAGCCCCAGGUGGAGGUGUGCCGUUCACAGUAUACCCAUGGCUGGCUGGGUGCACUCUAUGGCUACAAGGGACUAUUGCUUAUAGUUGGAGUGUACAUGGCCUGGGAAACAAGGCAUGUGAAAAUUCCAGCUCUCAAUGACUCACAAUAUAUUGGCAUGAGUGUAUACAGCGUGGUAAUCACCAGUGCCAUUGUUGUUGUGCUAGCUAACCUUAUCUCAGAGCGGGCCACCCUGGCGUUCGUCACAAUCACAACACUUAUCCUGACAUCCACAACUGCUACGCUCUGCCUUCUCUUCUUACCCAAGCUGCAUGCCAUUUUUGGGCAUGCUGAUGACAAUGGGGACCCUAUAAUGCACAGCAUGGGCCUCAAAAUAGAGUAUAACACUAGAAGGUUUGUCACUGAUGAUCGCAGAGAACUUUAUUACCGUGUUGAAGUUCAGAAUCGAGUCUAUCGCAGAGAAAUAGCAGCAUUGGACCUAGAAAUUGGUCGCUUGAAACGGCAGUUAAUAGAGUCACCAAAUGCAUCUUCAGAUUCUAUGUCUGAAGGAGCAGCUUCAAAGAAGACUGAUCUUUCCCCUGAGGAGAGAGGAGCCUCCCGGAAAUACAAUGUGAUGGAAAUGCUCCCCUCACCCAUCGUGGGGGGAGGUCUUCCCUUGUUGCUCCUAUCAGUGCUACCUCCCGUGAUUCCACGGGCUAGCUGGCCAUCUGCAGACCAUGGAAAUCUGCCCAUGCGUCGUCAAGUAACUUUCAGCUCAGAGCCAAAGCUGGAUGAUUCAGUGGCCAAACAAACUGCAGAGAAGUCUGCCAAGGAACAAGAAUACUACAUCAUUUGUGAUAGUCAGGAUAGUGAUACGGAAACUUCAGGGAAACCAGGUGUCUUUAGUCGUCUCAAGAACUUCCUUGGUAGUCGACCUUCAAGUCGAAAAACAUCUGCAGCUUCUUUUUCUGGCACUUCGAGUGGAGGAGGUAUUGCAUCAGCUCUUCGAGUCCACAUGGGUUACUUGGCAGGUCUGGUUCCUAACAGCAACAUGGCUGCCAUGACUUCUUCAUGCAACACUAGUAUUGCGGCAUUAAACCAAUAUGGACUGAGUGGGGGACCAUCUUCUAAAGAACUCCAUCCUUUAAAAAGCUUCUGUGGCAGAGUGGGAGGUGGAAGUGGUCCCAUCAUCAGUGUCACAUCCAAUGAUGAACCUGAAGAGAACACCUGCUUAAAUGGAGGUGGUAACAGUGUAAACCGAAGAAAGUUCUCACUAGGUAUGUGUCUUUCACACAAAGAGGAAAAGGAUUUUGGUAAUGAUGAAAGAAGAGUCAGCUACUCCUCUAUGCAGAAGGAGGUGAUGCAGCACCAGCAUUCACAGCCAAUCCUGUCAUUCAGGGAACGAGCAAAGGGUUCUCCUCGAUUCCCACACAGAAUUGUUCCCACAUGCAGCCUCAAUGCUUUAGAGGACCGUCGCAGGAGCAGUUCAUCUGCUGCUGCUGCUACUGGGUACAGUGUCAAUGCAUCUGGCAGCAAUCCCUCAUACCUUGCUAGGCACCAUCUGCAUGUAUCAAAACAAACUGUUGGUGGUCACAGCCACAUGGGAGGGAAAUGCAGAUCCUUAGAAGAUGCCACAAGUACAGGCGUGUGGUCGUCGAGUGCUUCUGCAGGUGUCAGUAACUGGAAGCCUCGUGCUUCGAGUUACAGCCCAAACUGUGAUGUUUGGGCCACAGCAGAGUUUGGGAUUCCACUUAGUGAACUGGGAAAUAGUGGCAGAUGUAGAGAUAAAAAUGUUCCACAGAGUGUUCAAGAAAGGGACCCACAGUGUUCUCAAGUACCAAUGUAAUUGAAAAUCUAUUAUUUUGUGUUACAGAAAUGUUGAGAUAUCUGUGAUUGUGUCCAUCUAAAAAGGAAUUGGUGUUCAAGAUACAGGUGUGUUAAUGCAUAUUGGGAUACACACAUCCUAGGUCAAUUACUGGUUUGAAACUAGUGAGAUUCAUAAGCGAUAAUCCAGAAGUGUUCAACUUAUCCCCACCCGCUAAUCUGUAAUGCCACUUCCUUGCUUCUUUUAGGAUGGGCUACAUAAGAAGAGCAAUAAAAUGUGUAAUAAUAUAAGAAGGGCAAUCAUAUAAACAAAGAGAUGUUAUGAUAGUGCAUAUUUGUCCUAAUCUUGUACUGUUUCAACCUUGCCUUCUGUGUCUGCUGCAUAGAAGUUAUAAAGGAAGAUUUUGUUUUGUAAAGUGUACCUUAACAUAUAUUUUUUACAUUACGAACCCUGUUCUUCAAGCAAAUCUAUAUAUGUUAAUAAGGGAAAUCUUAAAAUUAAGGAAAUAUCCUUUUUCA
This is a messenger RNA of Cryptotermes secundus, 5885 nucleotides long. RefSeq lists its product as uncharacterized. The transcript has 18 exons. Gene Ontology annotation, cellular component: G protein-coupled receptor heterodimeric complex; membrane. The coding region runs from base 436 to 5388 and encodes 1650 amino acids. Gene Ontology annotation, molecular function: G protein-coupled GABA receptor activity. NCBI's taxonomy places the organism in Eukaryota, Metazoa, Arthropoda, Insecta, Blattodea, Kalotermitidae. The record is from RefSeq and is a predicted model, not a curated record. Gene Ontology annotation, biological process: gamma-aminobutyric acid signaling pathway; G protein-coupled receptor signaling pathway.